Molecule: messenger RNA, 1077 nt
Organism: Lolium rigidum
Lineage: Eukaryota; Viridiplantae; Streptophyta; Magnoliopsida; Poales; Poaceae
Product: dihydroflavonol 4-reductase-like
Exons: 4
Coding region: 1-1077 (358 amino acids)
Molecular function (GO): oxidoreductase activity, acting on the CH-OH group of donors, NAD or NADP as acceptor
Source: RefSeq, a predicted model, not a curated record
AUGAGCGGCAUCAAAGGGCCGGUGGUGGUGACCGGGGCGUCGGGUUUCGUCGGGUCAUGGCUCGUCAUGAAGCUCCUGCAGGCUGGGUACACCGUCCGGGCCACCGUGCGCGACCCUGGGAACGUCGAGAAGACGAAGCCAUUGCUGGAGCUUCCUGGAGCCAAGGAGCGGCUGUCCAUCUGGAAAGCCGACCUGAGCGACGAAGGCAGCUUUGACGAGGCCAUCGCGGGCUGUACCGGCGUCUUCCACGUCGCCACGCCCAUGGACUUCGAGUCCAAGGACCCCGAGAACGAGGUGAUCAAGCCGACAGUGGAAGGGAUGCUGAGCAUCAUGAGAGCGUGCAAGGAGGCCGGCACCGUCAAGCGCGUCGUCUUCACCUCCUCCGCCGGCACCGUCAACAUCGAGGAGCAGCGGAAGCCGGCCUACGACCAGGACGACUGGAGCGACAUCGACUUCUGCCGCCGCGUCAAGAUGACAGGAUGGAUGUACUUCGUGUCCAAGUCCCUGGCGGAGAAGGCCGCCAUGGACUACGCCAAGGAGAACGGCGUGGACUUCAUCAGCAUCAUCCCCACGCUCGUCGUCGGCCCCUUCCUCAGCGCCGGCAUGCCGCCCAGCCUGGUCACUGCCCUGGCACUCAUCACGGGGAACGAGGCUCACUACUCGAUCCUGAAGCAGGUGCAGCUGGUCCACCUGGACGACCUCUGCGACUCCAUGACCUACCUCUUUGAGCACCCGGACGCCAACGGCCGCUACAUCUGCUCCUCCCACGACACCACCAUCCACGGCAUCGCCAGGAUGCUCAAGGAGAGGUUCCCCGAGUACGACAUCCCGCAGAAAUUCCCGGGAGUCGACGACGACCUCCAGCCGAUCCACUUCUCCUCCAAGAAGCUGCUCGACCACGGGUUCAGGUUCAGGUACACCGCGGAGGACAUGUUCGACGCCGCGGUCUGGACGUGCAGGGAGAAGGGGCUGAUUCCGCUCGGAGCGGAAGGGGCAGCAGGCGGCAAGGCCAGCGCAACAAGCAAACUGGGAGCUGUUCUCGUGGGUGAAGGUCAGGCGAUUGGCGCUGAGACAUAA